AUGUCCAUGAUGGCAAAACGCGAAGCAAUCGUCAUGACCGUCGCCGCAAUCGGGGGUCUCAUUGGCGCCAACGCCUUCCUCAAGCCUUCUCCUCACCACAGCAUCAAGGCGGGGAUGGAUUCGCAAUUACAUUCCUAUAAUGUUCAUACCAAACCGCAUAUUGAACAAGAUCCUAUGGAUACGAUUUUUGAUCGCACGGCGUUGAUGGAGAGUGUUAAGGAUAGGAAACCGUGGAAUAAGACGUAUGCGGAGAAGGAGAGGCAUAGAUAG
Molecule: messenger RNA, 270 nt
Organism: Botrytis deweyae
Lineage: Eukaryota; Fungi; Ascomycota; Leotiomycetes; Helotiales; Sclerotiniaceae
Exons: 2
Coding region: 1-270 (89 amino acids)
Source: RefSeq, a predicted model, not a curated record